This is a messenger RNA of Exophiala dermatitidis NIH/UT8656, 285 nucleotides long. RefSeq names its product anaphase-promoting complex component APC11. Lineage: Eukaryota; Fungi; Ascomycota; Eurotiomycetes; Chaetothyriales; Herpotrichiellaceae. Gene Ontology annotation, biological process: positive regulation of mitotic metaphase/anaphase transition; anaphase-promoting complex-dependent catabolic process; protein ubiquitination. Bases 1 to 285 code for a protein of 94 amino acids. Gene Ontology annotation, molecular function: cullin family protein binding; ubiquitin protein ligase activity; zinc ion binding. The record is from RefSeq and is a predicted model, not a curated record. The transcript is spliced from 3 exons. Gene Ontology annotation, cellular component: nucleus; anaphase-promoting complex.
AUGAAGGUCAAGAUCAAAAAAUGGCAUGCAGUUGCAACAUGGAGAUGGGAUAUGCCCGAGGAUGAAGUCUGCGGUAUCUGUCGAGUACAGUUUGACGGAACAUGCCCAACCUGCAAAUUCCCAGGCGACGACUGUACGUUACUUGUGGGAAAAUGUGGCCAUUCAUUCCAUAUGCACUGUCUUUUGACGUGGAUUCAACAAGAGUCAUCAAAAGGACUCUGUCCCAUGUGCCGUCAGAAAUUCGAAUGGAAACAAGCCGGUGACACGGAGCAACAGGUUGCAUGA